AUGACACUCGCGGAGACAGACACGGAGCACCCGUUCAACCUCAUCCCUGAGCUGUGCCGCCUCUUCUACCAGCUCGGCUGGGCAACCGGCACCGGCGGCGGCAUCUCUAUCCGCCACGGCGACAACUACUACGUGGCGCCGAGCGGCGUGCAGAAGGAGCGCCUCAAGCCGGAGGAUAUAUUUGUGCUCGACGCAGCAGCGCAGGUGGUGGCGCCGCCGCGCAACACAAAGGUGGUGAAGAUGAGCGAAUGCACACCGCUCUUCUUUAAUGCAUUUACGAUGCGAAACGCGGGGGCGUGCCUCCACUCUCACUCCCAGAACGCGGUGCUCGUCACGCUGCUGUGUGAGAAGGAGUUCCGCAUCUCCCACAUCGAAAUGGUAAAGGGCAUUGUGAACCCUGUCACGAAGAAGGCGCUGAACUUCCGUGACACGCUCGUUGUGCCCAUUAUCGAGAACACGGAGUUUGAGUCCGACCUCACCGCGUCCAUGGCGGAGUGCAUGCGGGCCUACCCAGAGACAAACGCCGUCUUGGUGAGGCGGCACGGCAUCUACGUGUGGGGCGACACAUGGCAGCGCGCAAAGGGCAUGAUGGAAUGCUUCGACUUCCUCUUCGGCCUCGCGCUGCGCAUGAUGGAGCGCGGCAUCCCCCUCGUAAAGGACGCCUGA
Trypanosoma grayi is the source of this 666-nucleotide messenger RNA. RefSeq names its product methylthioribulose 1-phosphate dehydratase. Gene Ontology annotation, cellular component: cytoplasm. The coding region runs from base 1 to 666 and encodes 221 amino acids. Gene Ontology annotation, molecular function: metal ion binding; methylthioribulose 1-phosphate dehydratase activity. The transcript has a single exon. The record is from RefSeq and is a predicted model, not a curated record. NCBI's taxonomy places the organism in Eukaryota, Euglenozoa, Kinetoplastea, Trypanosomatida, Trypanosomatidae.